Synchytrium microbalum is the source of this 669-nucleotide messenger RNA. RefSeq lists its product as uncharacterized. The transcript has 4 exons. The record is from RefSeq and is a predicted model, not a curated record. Gene Ontology annotation, cellular component: mediator complex; core mediator complex. Bases 1 to 669 code for a protein of 222 amino acids. Gene Ontology annotation, biological process: regulation of transcription by RNA polymerase II. Lineage: Eukaryota; Fungi; Chytridiomycota; Chytridiomycetes; Synchytriales; Synchytriaceae. Gene Ontology annotation, molecular function: transcription coregulator activity.
AUGAACGAGAAUACAUCUCUGCGACCAGCCACGCUCUCUGCUCUUAAAGAAUACGAGGAGCUUGAAUUAUCAUUGCUAGCUUCAUUACAACAACCGAAAGCUCCAUCAUCAUACCAGCAACAAGCUCCAGGAGACAUCCUGAGAAAGAUUAUUAUAGUCGAUGAGAGAUUGCAGAGGCUUGUAGAUGAAGUUGAAUUACAUCAAGAGACUCAAACCAAACUAGAUGCCACAUUACAACAAAUCGAACAACAUAAUGUCAUGAUCUUGUCAUUGGUUAGGAGGUUGCAGUCUGCGCAACACACUUUGCAAGCAAUCUUGUCGGAUGCUGGUGACAAGGUCCUGAAUUCACGACGGGCUGGUGAAGAACCAUUGGACUACAAGAGUUUAAUAUCAUAUGCACGACGAGUAGCAAACACGACAUCAGCACCACCUACAGGAACGAACAUGCCGCCGAUACCACAGGAUGCAGAUAUGAAGUUGAGUCGGCUGUUUUGGAGUCCUGAGGACUUGUUGAAUGGUCGACCUGAAGCUGAACCAGGUUUAAUGGGAGCUGUACCAUCGAAUCUCAUGGAUGUGGAUACGCUGGAUGAGGAAGAGCAACCUAUUCAUGGAGCAUCUAGUUCGGGAGGUCUAGCUACUGCAGGAGAUUUAUUGGAUCUGGACUUGUAG